Molecule: messenger RNA, 666 nt
Organism: Panicum virgatum (switchgrass)
Lineage: Eukaryota; Viridiplantae; Streptophyta; Magnoliopsida; Poales; Poaceae
Product: skin secretory protein xP2-like
Exons: 3
Coding region: 1-666 (221 amino acids)
Source: RefSeq, a predicted model, not a curated record
AUGAUCCGAUUAAAUGGGUUUAACUUGGGCGGUUCCUCACACCUCCGGCCUCCGGCCAGCGCCCCAGCUCCAGCGUCCGGCUCCGGCCUCCGCCCAGCAGGCAGCAGCGCAGCCGCGCAGGGGAAGCAGCAAGAGCGGGCCAUCCAGGGCAGGGGCGGCGCGCGCGUAUCACCCCUGGCCCCUGCACCAGGCACCAGCGCCGCAGGCCCCCAGCGUACAGCGGCCAGUGCCGCAACGGGCGGCAGGUCGGCAGCCGGCGGCGCGCCGAGUACUGCUCCAUGCUCCAGUGACCAGUGCUCCACCUCGGCCCUUCAAUUCAUGCAAGCCAGCAGCCCAGCGAGCAAGAUGAAGAAGAUGGAUGUUAGCAUAUUUUCAUUGUGGGAGAAAGCUGCAAAGGCCAAAAAAACAGCCUCCACAUCCACACCAAAUGCUGUUGAGAUUGAGAGUAAUGAGAGCAAUAUGCAGUUAGCACUUGUGCCACUGCCAGCGCAGAAUGAUGGUGAAGAAAAUGAUGAAGCUCCCCAGCCGGAUAGAGGCUCCCCAACUCCAAUUGUAGAAGAAACUACAAGUGAUGAAGAGGCUGAGAUGUCUGAAAUUAAAGUAGAUUUGGAAGCGCUUGAGCAUGAUCCUGGGAAGCAGAUUCCUAUAUCAAGAGUUGUAAACUAA